Cyprinodon tularosa is the source of this 6775-nucleotide messenger RNA. RefSeq names its product extracellular matrix protein FRAS1-like. Lineage: Eukaryota; Metazoa; Chordata; Actinopteri; Cyprinodontiformes; Cyprinodontidae. Gene Ontology annotation, biological process: cell communication. The transcript has 28 exons. Gene Ontology annotation, cellular component: membrane. The annotation marks the transcript as partial. The record is from RefSeq and is a predicted model, not a curated record.
ACAGAAAGAAACCUCAUGCAGAUCCAGACUCUGUAUGAGUUGUCAUCUGCAGAGGCUGACUGGGUUCAAGGAGAAAGCAGCAUACAUAGACAAAUGUCUCCAGGUACCAGAAUCAGUUCUUUCACUCAGGCGGAUCUGGCAUCACGCAGCAUCCAGUAUGUGCACACCAGUGAAGAAGAAAAACACGCCGACCAGUUCUCCUUUACUGUGUCCGACGGCACUAAUGAGGUUGCUCAGACCUUUUACAUCACCAUAAAACCAGUGGACGACUCGCUGCCGCUGCUCCAGGUCCCCGGCAUGAGAGUCCAAGAAGGUGUGAGGAAGACCAUCACUGAAUUUGAACUCAAAGCCACUGAUGAAGAUACAGAGCCCGAGUACAUAAUCUUCACCGUCGUCCAGCCUCCUCGCCACGGGACCAUCGAACGCACUAGCAAUGGCCGGCACUACCGGCAGACCAGUACCUUCACCAUGGAGGAUAUCUACCAGAACCGCAUCAGCUACAACCACGACGGCUCCAACUCGCUCAAAGACCGCUUCACCUUCACCGUGGCGGACGGAACCAAUGACUUCUUCAUGGUGGAGGAAGCAAACAAGGAGGUUGUAACGGCUGCUCCUCAGAAGUUUAAGAUCGACAUUCUUCCGGUUGAUGAUGGAACGCCACGGAUCGUCACCAAUUUGGGACUGCAGUGGCUGGAAUACAUGGAAAACAAGGCCACCAAUCUCAUUACAAAGAAGGAGCUGCUGACGAUGGACCCAGACACUGAUGACGGACAGCUGUUGUAUGAAAUCACAGCGGAGCCGAAGCACGGAUUCCUGGAUAGCAAGCUCAAACCUGGGAACCCCGUCACUACGUUCACACAAGCUGAUAUCAACCUGGGUCUGAUCCGCUACGUGCUGCAUCAGGAAAACAUCCAGGAGACCAUGGAUAACUUCAAAUUCCUGGUCAAAGACAGCAAACCAAAUGUGGUCAGCGACAACGUCUUUCAUAUUCAGUGGUCUCUGAUCAGCUUUGAGCACAAGAGUUACAACGUGAGCGAAAAAGGAGGGACUGUAGCUGUCACUGUGAAGCGAACCGGUAACCUCAAUCAGUACUCCAUCGUCCUCUGUCGCACUGAGCAAGGCAGCGCUGUUUCCACCAGCAGCACUGGGACUCACCCUGGCCAGCAGGACUACGUGGAAUAUGCUGGACAGGUCCAGUUCGACGAGCGCGAGGACUCCAAGGUAUGCACCAUAGUGAUCAACGACGACAAGGUGUUUGAAGGGAUCGAGAGCUUCAACGUGGAGCUGAGCAUGCCUGUGUAUGCGCUGCUGGGUGAAAACACACGCGCUGUGGUCAACAUCAAUGACACGGAGGACGAGCCGACUCUGCAGUUUGACAAGAAGACGUACCACAUCAAUGAAAGCACUGGCUUCUUCAGCGCCCCCAUCGAGAGGAAAGGCGACUCCUCCAGCACCGUGUCUGCUCUCUGCUACACCGUAGCCAAAUCUGCUAAGGGCAGCAGCCUCCACGCUCUGGAGUCCGGCUCCGACUACAAGAGCCGUGGAAUGAGCAGCGACAGCCGCGUCAUCUUUGGCCCCGGCGUCAGCAUGUCCACCUGUGACGUGAAGCUCAUCGACGACAGCGAGUACGAGCUCUCAGAGGAGUUUGAGCUGGUGCUGUCGGAUGCUUCUGACAAUGCCCGCUUGGGAGACGUGUCAUCAGCCAAGGUUGUUAUCGACGGGCCCAACGAUGCAUCGACUGUGACGCUUGGAAAUGCGACCUUUACCUUCAGCGAAGAUGCUGGAACCAUAGAGAUACCCGUGUUGCGUCAGGGAAGCGACCUAACUUCUGUGACGUCCGUUUGGUGUGCUACCAGACCUUCAGACCCCCCCUCAGCCAGUCCAGGCGUUGAUUACAUCCCCAGCUCCAAGAAGGUGGAGUUCAAACCUGGAAAAACCGAGGAGACCUGCAGUUUGACCAUCAUGGAUGACAUUCAGAAUCCAUCCAUCGAAGGACCCGAGUCGUUUGUUAUCUUCCUCAGUUCUCCACAGGGGGCAGUCCUGCAGGAACCCUAUGAGGCCAAUAUUUUCAUCACUGACACUUUCCAGGACAUUCCUACCAUGCAGUUUGAGAAGACCUCCUAUACUGUUAAGGAGAAGGACACGGUACUUCACCUCCCAGUCAUCCGGACUGGAGACCUUUCCUUCAAGUCAUCGGUGCGGUGUUUCACUCGAACCAUGUCUGCCAUGGUGAUGGAUGACUUUGUGGAAAGAAGGAACGCUGAUGAAUCCCAGAUCACUUUCCUCAAAGGCGAGAAGGUGAAGAACUGCACAGUUCACAUCAACGACGACUCUGUUUUUGAGCCUGAGGAGGAAUUCCAGCUGCAUCUUGGUACGCCGCAGGGUGACCAUUGGAGCGGUGCGAUGGUUGGAGUUAAUGACAUUGUGACAGUCACCAUAACCAAUGAUGAAGAUGCUCCCACCAUUGAGUUUGAACAGGCUUCCUACCAGGUCAGAGAACCUCCUGGUCCAGACGGUGUUGAGGCGCUCAACAUCAAGGUGAAUCGCCGUGGAGACCUAGACAGAACCUCCAAGAUCCGCUGCAGCACCAGGGACGGAUCGGCCCAGUCUGGAGUGGAUUAUAAUCCCAAGAGUCAGGUCCUAAAGUUUACCCCAGGCAUGGACCACAUCAUGUUCAAGGUGGAGAUCCUGUCUAAUGAAGAAAGAGAGUGGCAUGAAUCCUUCUCCCUGGUUCUUGGUCCUGAUGAUCCGGUGGAGGCUGUGCUCGGUGAGAUCACCACGGCAACAGUGACUAUCCUGGAUCAGGAGGCUGCAGGCAGUCUCAUCCUCCCGGCACCACCGAUAGUGGUCUCUCUGGCUGACUAUGAUCAUGUCCAGGAGGUGACCAAGGAAGGCAGUAAGAAAACCCCCUCUCCUGGCUACCCUCUGGUCUGCGUGACUCCCUGUGACCCCCACUACCCAAAGUACUCCGUAAUGAAGGGGCACUGCGACGAGGCGGGAAUCAACCAAACCCAGGUGCACUUUUCCUGGGAGGUGGCAGCACCAACGGACUCAAGUGGAGCUCGUUCCCCAUUCGAGACGGUGACGGACACCACCCCCUACACCAGUGUCAACCACAUGGUUCUGGACAGCAUCUACUUCAGCCGUCGCUUCCACGUCCGCUGCGUGGCUCAGGCCCGGGAUAAAGCCGGUCACCUCGGCACGCCGCUUAGAAGCAACAUCAUCACCAUCGGCACAGACGGCUCCAUCUGCCACACCCCUGUUACCACGGGAACCGCCAGAGGCUUCCAGGCCCAGUCGUUUAUUGCUACGCUUAAAUACCUGGAUGUCAAACACAAAGAGCACCCCAACCGCAUCCAUAUCUCAGUGCAGAUCCCACACCAGGACGGCAUGCUCCCUUUGGUGUCCACCAUGCCGCUGCACAACCUGCACUUCCUGCUCUCAGAGUCCAUCUACAGGCAGCAGCAUGUCUGCUCCAACCUGGUCACCAUCAAAGAGCUGCAGGGGCUUUCUGAGUCUGGCUUCCUGGACGACGUAUCCUACGACAGCAUCUCGCUGGGUCCAGGCUAUGACCGGCCAUAUCAGUUUAACCCCAACGUCCGUGAGGCCAAGAGCAUCCAGCUGUACAAACACCUGAACCUGAAGAGCUGCAUCUGGACCUUUGACGCCUACUACGACAUGACCGAACUCAUCGACAUCUGCGGGGGCUCGGUCACUGCUGAUUUCCAGGUUCGGGACUCGGCUCAGUCCUUCUUGACUGUACAGGUUCCUCUCUACGUGUCCUACAUCUACGUGACGGCCCCCAGAGGCUGGGCAUCUCUGGAGCAUCACACUGAGAUGGAGUUCUCCUUCUUCUAUGACACGGUGCUCUGGAGGACAGGCAUCCAGACAGACAGCGUCCUAUCUGCCAGGCUGCAGAUCAUCAGGAUCUUUAUCAGAGAGGAUGGACGGCUCGUGAUUGAGUUUAAAACUCACGCCAAAUUCAGAGGUCAGUUCGUUCUGGAUCACCACACUCUCCCGGGCCACAAGUCCCGUCUGAUGGCACCCGACCACCUGGGAGGCAUCGAAUUUGACAUGCAGCUUCUGUGGAGCGCUCAGACUUUCGACUCGCCGUAUCAGCUGUGGAGGGCCACCAGCUCCUACAGCAGGAAGGACUACUCUGGGGAAUACACCGUGUUUUUGGUCCCGUGCACCGUGCAGCCAACGCAGCCCUGGAUCGACCCCGGAGAUAAACCUCUGUCCUGCACGGCUCACGCUCCAGAGAAGUUCCUCGUUCCGAUCGCGUUCCAACAGACCAACCGGCCCGUUCCGGUGGUUUAUUCCCUCAACACGGAGUUCCAGCUGUGCAACAAUGAGAAGGUUUUCCUGCUGGAUCCAGCCACCGCCGACAUGUCCAUGGCUGAGAUGGACUACAAGGGAGCCUUCUCCAUGGGUCAGACUCUGUACGGCAGGGUGCUGUGGAAUCCGGAGCAGAACCUGAACGCGGCCUACAAGCUGCAGUUGGAGAAGGUUUACCUUUGCACCGGCAGGGACGGCUACGUUCCCUUCUUCGAUCCAACAGGGACUCUUUAUAACGAGGGGCCGCAGUACGGCUGCAUCCAGCCCAACAAACAUCUCAAACACAGAUUCCUGCUGCUGGAUCGUAAACAGCCGGACGUAUGUGACAAGUUUUUUCAUGAUGUUCCCUUCGAGGCUGAUUUUGCCUCGGACGUCCCAGAGCUGCAGGCCAUGGCCGCGAUGCCUGGUGUUGAUGGCUUCACCAUGAAGGUGGAUGCUCUUUACAAAGUGGAGGCGGGCCACCAGUGGUACCUGCAGGUGAUCUAUGUGAUCGGCCCAGAGUCGCGCUCCAGCCCCAGGAUUCAGCGCUCAGUGACCUAUCUGCUGCACCGACCCAAACGAGACGUGGUGGACCGUAACGGCCGGCUGACGCUCGACGAAUCACUAAUCUACGACAACGAGGGCGACCAGGUGAAGAACGGCACCAACAUGAAGUCGCUUCGCCUGGAGGUCGGCCCGUCAGCCACAUUCAACGCCCAUGUGGGCGGCUCUGUGGGCGGGGGGGUGGCGGCUAUCACCCUGCUGGUCUUGGCGCUGCUGGCCUCCUGCUUCCUGUUCCGCCGCUGCAGAAGGUCGGCCAAAAAGGUGACGAAGGUCCCGAAAACCUGCGAGGAGUAUCCGCUCAACACCAAGGUGGAGGUGUGCAUGGACAAGUGCAUGGAGAAGAACUUCAGUACCAAGCAGUGCACGGUGAGGAACGUCAACAUCAACCGCAGCCAAGAGGCCAACGGCAAAGUGAAACAGGUCAACCUGGAAGUGAAACUCCACAACAACCUCAGCGACGGCACUGAGGUCUGAAGCACUGACGAAGGACUAAUCGGUGAAAAGAGAAUCAAAAUAUCUUAUUUUCUAAAAUACGAUUCGUACUUAAAGAACAGAGAUGUUUUUGUUUAUGUAUUUUUAUACCACAGUGAAAAAGGGAAGAGUGUGACGUGCAGGCGACUGGGCAAACUCAGGAAUCCACAAACUGCUCAGCUGCAUGGUCUUCAUCUUUAUUUCUGUUCUCUUCUAAAUCCAUAUUGGUUUCACAUCCAUCGAGGUGAACAGUAGCUCCACACUGGUGAUUUUUAUCUUCUGCAUCGUUACAUCACACUGAUAUAAACGUCACUCUGCUGUAUGAAGAAGCAGGCAGGAAAAGACCUUCUGCUUUGCUGCAUCUUCACUUCAUCCAUCACGCAACUAGUCCUGCAAUAUAAGAAUCACUAAAACAACUCCUGCAUCUGCUGAAGCGGCUUGAAUAUAAGGCACAAAGGAACGUGCUGGUGUCUGUCGCAGGCUACGCGAGUGCUGAUAACUUAAAAACGAAUGAAACCUUUAAGUGCGAUUAUGUCACAACCUUAGUUACUCCCUUCUUCACGAGAAAGAGCUUUGACUUCUUUCAUUAAAAUGUGUUUUAAGCCUUAUUUACACCUCCUUUACUCUAGAUCACCAAAACACACCUAGAUCUAUACAUAUCAUACCCCGCACAUCAUCUAUCUCUGUUAUAGGGAGCCCUUUGUGUUCUUAGUAAGACCGCAUCAAGACCUCAUUAUGACCUUUCCAAACCCUACCUAUUUUUGCAACAAUCUUCAGACCAUAAGCUUCAAUUAGUUUCUUAACUUGGUUACAGCGAGCCAACUGUGUUUUAAUAAUUUUUUAGGGUUUUUACGGCACUAGUUGUUCAUUUUCUGUAGGUAGAAGGGGGGGAGAGACAUGCAGCGAAGGACCACAGGUCAGAUUCGAACCCAAGUCGGUUGAGGACUAAGGCCUCCAUAUGUGGUUCGCAUGCUCCUACCACUGCGUCACCGAAGCACCCCCAUGUGUGUUCUUAUUAAAACAACAUCAAGACCUUUUACCUUUGCUUAUUGUGCUCUGUCUUGCCAUUGGGGACGCUUGUGUCCCUAAUAAAGCCGGGCAUACACUGUAUGAUAUUUUCAAUCGUUGCAUUCAGCUUUAGCUCAAACUGUGUGGCAUGCCACAGGGUUUAAAGGUUCACAGCUUACGAUGUACAUUCUUGCACUGUACGGACCGACGCUCUAAUGCGAUCUACCUGCUCAUACUGUACGUCAAUCUGGAGGAAGUAGAAACCGAACUCCCCUGUUUGGACAUGUUUAGUGCGUGAAGUUCUGGUAAAUCGGCUCGUAGACGCCCGUAGCUCUGCCUCAACAGCAGGAUUUGUCCAUGAACACCUUACGACGGCCGAUAUCAAAGAUGUUUGAUUUUCUCCCGACCUUACGAU